CUCAGUUAACAAGAUAUCCUUUUAACAUUCAACGAUAAUUCAAACUCAGGAACAAACUUUCUCCCUCCGUAAGAAUGAUAGCGGGAGAUAUUUCUCUCUCAUCUUCCACGUUCAGCUUCCAUGGCGAUGCAAGACUAUCAGCGUCGUCCACUCGUCUCAUGGGGACCCCACUCGCUUUCCAAAGCGCUUUGCCUUCGCAGAGUGCGAAGUUGAUGAGACGGCUUGUUGUUUACUCCAAGAGAAUAUCCGGCUUGGAGGAGGCCAUCAGAAUAAGAAGAGAGCGUGAACUUCGAACUUCAACUACGUCCAAAAGACGGCCUCCUUUGAGGCGUGGGAGGGUAUCACCUGGGCUUCCUGUCCCUGAUCAUAUCCCGAGGCCUCCUUAUGUAGGUACAAAAUUGUUACCGGACAUUGCAGAGGAGCAUCAAAUUCAUGAUGCUGAAGGCCUAGCUCGCUUGAGGGCUGCAUGUGAACUUGCUGCUCGGGUGGUAGACUAUGGAGGGACCCUAGUCAGGCCCUCUGUAACGACAAACGAGAUCGACAAAGCUGUACAUCAAAUGAUCAUUGAUGCUGGUGCUUACCCUUCUCCAUUAGGAUAUGGGGGUUUUCCUAAGAGUGUAUGCACAUCAGUUAAUGAGUGUAUGUGCCAUGGAAUACCAGAUUCACGACAGUUACAGGAUGGUGAUAUAAUAAACAUAGAUGUGACAGUCUACUUAAAUGGUUAUCAUGGAGAUACAUCUAAGACAUUUGUUUGUGGCAAUGUAAGUCCUGCAAUGAAACGGCUCAUAAAGGUAACAGAAGAAUGCAUGUACAAGGGCAUUGAUGCUUGCCAGGAUGGUGCUCUAUUCAGAAAAAUAGGGAAGAAGAUCAGUGAUCAUGCUGAAAGAUUUGGAUUCAACGUGGUGGACCGAUUUGUUGGACAUGGAAUUGGGACUGUUUUCCAUUCUGAACCCCUGAUAUAUCACCACCGAAAUGACAAGGGUGGGCGAAUGGUUGAAGGGCAAACAUUUACCAUUGAACCCAUUCUUACAUUUGGAACGACGGAUUGCAUAACUUGGGAAGACAACUGGACUACUCUAACUGCUGAUGGCAGCCCCGCUGCUCAGUUUGAGCAUACAAUUCUUAUCACAAGAACUGGUGCCGAGAUUUUGACAAAAUACGAAGAGGUGAUAGAAAGUGCAGAGGAAAAACUGUGACUAGGAUUGCUGCAAUCCACUUGUUGCCACCAAGCAGCAAGGAAACAGCUACUCCGACAACCUUAAACGGUACAUAAUUGCCUUUUUACACAAUGUGAGGUGAAAAUAGUGAAGGUUCUUGAUUUUGUGUCUGGAAAGAAACCCUAUGAUACAGAGCGUUUAUUAUCUACAAAAGGGUUGUCUCCCAUCUUCAAAAACAAGUUUCAUUUGUCUUGCAGUGAAAACGACAAUUUAGUUUUAA
This is a messenger RNA of Salvia splendens (bonfire salvia), 1437 nucleotides long. RefSeq names its product methionine aminopeptidase 1B, chloroplastic. Gene Ontology annotation, biological process: proteolysis. Gene Ontology annotation, cellular component: chloroplast. The transcript is spliced from 11 exons. Lineage: Eukaryota; Viridiplantae; Streptophyta; Magnoliopsida; Lamiales; Lamiaceae. Gene Ontology annotation, molecular function: metalloaminopeptidase activity. The record is from RefSeq and is a predicted model, not a curated record. Bases 75 to 1196 code for a protein of 373 amino acids.